Messenger RNA from Microthlaspi erraticum, 534 nucleotides. Lineage: Eukaryota; Viridiplantae; Streptophyta; Magnoliopsida; Brassicales; Brassicaceae. The record is from the annotation of a GenBank genome assembly.
AUGGCUUCAUUCCACUUCGACGUGAUGCAUGACUCAAGAUCUAUUUUCCAUAUCAAGAUCGUACUUUUGGACGUCGGGAACUCUUCCGCACGCGGCCAAACUUCCGAAGCUUUGUUCUGCUCGCUAGCGAGAACUAACACUUGGAGACAAAAUGAUGUUCUUGACUUGGAGACUUGCAUGGAAUUUCCUAAACUCACAUCUUUGGUAUCCCGUCUUAACGAGUGCUAUCUCAGAUCUAACAACUGGCGCCCACGUGGGGCUGGAAACGCUUCUCGCUAUUCAUCUUGUAGGUAUCUAGACUUUUACGAAGAUACAACCAUGGUGAACUCGAAAGAGAACACCCCUACCGGGAGUCCAUCCCGAACAGAAAGAAACCCAAGCAAUGAUCCGCCGCCGCCGACGGUAGAUAAGUCGCUGCACGCUGAAGACAGGGACAAAUCUGUCCCCUCAAGAAGUGGAUCGACUUCGCCGCGAAGAUCUUUUUCGCCGCGAAGAUCUACUUCGCCGCGACGAUCUGCAUCGCCAAGGAUAUGA